GGCAGCGGCGCCUCCCCCGCCCGCGCGCCCUUGCUCCGCGUCCGGCCCGCCUCGCCCCCGCGCGGCCUCUCCGCUUUCUCUCCCGCUUCGCUCCGGCCUCGCCGAGUCUGCAGCGGGGCGCCGGGAAGAUGGCGGCGCGGGGAGGCAGCGCGGGGGGCGCGGGCCUGGGAUCCGGACCCUCUGCUGGGACGGCGGGGGAGGCCGCGGAGCCCGCGCUGCGCCCGGGAGAGGUGGCCGCGCUGCACCCCCAGGAGGUGGCCGCGCGGCUGCAGCGGAUGCGGAGGGAGCUGAGCAACCGGCGGAAAAUCCUGGUGAAAAACCUGCCCCAGGACAGCAGCUCCCAGGAGGUUCACGAGCUAUUCCAGGACUACGAGCUAAAGUACUGCUAUGUGGACAGGAAUAAGCGAACAGCUUUUGUGACCUUAUUGAACGGGGAGCAGGCGCAGAGCGCGAUUCAGAGGUUCCAUCAGUUUUCCUUUCGAGGCCGAGAGCUGAUAGUGCAGCUGCAGCCCACAGACGCCCUCCUGUGCAUCACCAACCUGCCCAUCUCCUUCACGCUGGAAGAGUUUGAAGAACUCGUCCGCGCGUACGGAAACAUCGAGAGGUGUUUUUUGGUCUACAGCGAAGUUACCGGCCACUCCAAGGGCUACGGGUUUGUGGAGUACAUGAAAAAGGACUUCGCUGCCAAGGCCAGGCUGGAGCUGCUGGGCCGGCAGAUGGGGGCUUCGGCACUCUUCGCACAGUGGAUGGAUGUUAACCUCUUGGCCUCGGACCUCAUCCAUUCUAAGUGCCUUUGUAUAGAUAAACUGCCCAGUGACUACAGGGAUUCCCAAGAGCUCUUGCAGCUUUUCUCUGGCAUCCAUAGGCCUGUGUUUUGCCAGCUUGCACAGGAUGAAGGCGGGCAUGGCGGUAGCUUUGCAGUGGUUGAAUAUAGCACAGCGGAGCAUGCCGAAGAGGUUCAGCAGGUGGCAGAUGGCAUUACCGUCAAGGGGAGCCAAGUCCAGCUAUCCUUCUGUGCCCCGGGAGCGCCGGGACGAAGCACUCUGGCAGCCCUCAUAGCGGCUCAGCGCGUGAUGAACAGCAGCCAAAAGGGAUUGCUGCCAGAGCCGAAUCCGGUACAGAUUAUGAAAAGUUUGAACAAUCCUGCCAUGCUCCAGGUUCUUCUGCAGCCUCAGCUGUGCGGACGAGCAGUUAAACCAGUUCUUGGAGUCGCACCCAGCUUGUCUCAUCUGCUGAGCCCAUCCCUCCCCUCCGCGCUACUGCACUUCAGUAAAGCACAACAGAGCUCGGCUGUGGGUAGUGCGUCCCCCUUGCUCCUCCAGGCUCUGUCUCACCUCCCUUUGGUCCAGCAGCAGCUGAUGAAGUUUGAUAGCGCCCACACUAAUAAUAAGCCUGGCUUGCUCGGAGAGCCCCCCGCCAUGGUGCUGCAGCCUGCGCUGGCAAUAGGGCCGCCACUCUCCCUGAAGACGGACCUGGGACACCAUGGAGACACACACAAAACAUCUACUCUGAUUCCAACGCAAACGACACUGGCAGCCGGCCUGGGCAUGCUGCCAUUCUUCCCACAGCAGCUCACUGCCGGACAAGCCGGGCUGGGUCGUGGGACCACUCAGGAGAAGCAGUCCGCCUCAGCCGGCAUCACUGAAGCUAGUUUCUCAGGGCCGCAGCAGUAUCUGCAGACCUUCCCAGGCCUGCCCACUGGAGGCCCACUGACAGGCCACGAGAAGACACAGCAGAGCCCAGCAAAAGGCCCGGAGGCUGCCUCUAAGAAUCAGACUUCACUCUUGGGAGAACCACCCAGAGAAAUUCGGCUCAGUAAAAAUCCGUAUUUGAAUCUGGCGAGUGUGUUACCCAGUAUGUGCCUAGCCACUGCAAGUAAAGGCACGCCACACAAGACUGGAAUCGCAAGCAACAUUCUGGAUGCAAUCUCUCAGGGAAGCGAGUCCCAGCGUGUCCUGGAGAAAUGCAUCACUUACUCGCCACCUUUCGAGGAUUAUGCCCAGGUAUCUUCUUUGAGAAAUGAGAAGCGAGGCUCCUCCUAUCUCAUCUCUGUCCCAGAAGGAGGUCCAGUAGAACUCGCUGGCCAGCACCCUCAGGACACAGGAGUGAGCUACACAGAAACCUACUUGAAAAAGAAGCGUGUGUACUGAGCUCCGUGUCUCCUGCCCACUGCUGCGGUCCUCUGCAGUGUCUGCUGCUCAUCGCUGCCUUAACUUCAUUCACACUAGCCAUAUCCUUUCGAUACGGGUUUCUGACUUCCCAGAAUGAACUGUCAUGCAGCAGGCAGAUCAGCCAAAUACGCAACUAGCAAUAAGAAACGUCACUGGUCGGAGGGCAUUUUCCACUAGCAUUAGAUGUGUCUUAAUCCCUGUGACAACAGCUCAGCUCACUGGAGAAUCAGCAUUCCAAUAGUCCUUGUUUUGGGCCUGGGAACAAUUUUGACAUCAAAGUCUGAAGCAAUAAAUGGGAAACAGUGUUUUGUUUCCUUA
This is a messenger RNA of Alexandromys fortis (reed vole), 2489 nucleotides long. RefSeq names its product ribonucleoprotein, PTB binding 2 (gene Raver2). The coding region runs from base 129 to 2150 and encodes 673 amino acids. Lineage: Eukaryota; Metazoa; Chordata; Mammalia; Rodentia; Cricetidae. The transcript is spliced from 12 exons. The record is from RefSeq and is a predicted model, not a curated record. Gene Ontology annotation, cellular component: nucleus. Gene Ontology annotation, molecular function: mRNA binding.